AUCAUCAGGUAUUGGAUAGUGACUUUUUUUAUUAUUCAAGGCGUACCUGGCACGAGGACUGAAAGACACCACAGAUCUUUUCCAGAGUCCCAAAAAGAGCGUGACAGUCUCCAACCUUUCCCUUCUGUACCUGCCUGCUAUACCAUGGGAUGUCGGCAAAGCUCUGAGGAGAAAGAGGCAGCGCGGCGGUCCCGGAGGAUUGACCGCCACCUGCGCUCUGAGAGUCAGCGACAACGAAGAGAGAUCAAGCUCCUUCUCCUGGGUACCAGCAAUUCUGGGAAGAGCACUAUUGUAAAGCAGAUGAAAAUCAUUCAUAGCGGUGGCUUUAACUUGGAGGCUUGCAAGGAAUACAAACCUCUGAUUAUCUACAACGCAAUUGACUCCCUCACCCGGAUCAUCCGGGCUCUAGCCACACUUAAGAUAGAAUUCCACAAUCCUGACAGAGCCUAUGAUGCUGUGCAGCUUUUUGCUCUGACAGGCCCAGCUGAGAGCAAAGGCGAGAUCACUCCUGAGCUGCUGGGAGUCAUGAAACGGCUCUGGGUGGACCCUGGUGUGCAGGAGUGUUUUUGCCGCUCCAAUGAGUACCACCUAGAGGAUAAUGCUGCCUACUAUUUAAAUGACCUAGAAAGGAUUGCAGCACUGGACUACAUCCCCACAGUGGAAGAUAUUCUGCGUUCUCGGGACAUGACCACAGGGAUUGUAGAAAAUAAAUUCACCUUCAAAGAGCUGACUUUCAAAAUGGUGGAUGUGGGUGGACAGAGAUCUGAACGCAAAAAAUGGAUCCACUGUUUCGAGGGGGUUACAGCAAUAAUUUUCUGUGUGGAGCUCAGUGGGUAUGACUUGAAGCUGUAUGAAGAUAAUCAAACAAGUCGAAUGGCAGAAAGUUUGCGUCUCUUUGAUUCCAUCUGCAACAACAACUGGUUUAUCAACACUUCCCUCAUCCUUUUUUUGAAUAAGAAAGAUCUGCUGGCAGAAAAAAUCCGACGCAUCCCCUUAACAAUCUGCUUUCCUGAAUACAAAGGCCAAAACACUUAUGAGGAGUCAGCAGUCUACAUCCAACGCCAGUUCGAGGACUUAAAUCGUAACAAGGAGACCAAGGAAAUCUACUCACACUUCACCUGUGCCACUGAUACCAGUAACAUCCAGUUUGUCUUUGAUGCAGUGACAGAUGUCAUCAUUCAGAACAAUCUAAAAUACAUUGGCCUCUGCUAAGAAUCCUUGAGCUUAAUCUGUUCUCCUGAAGUGAUAAAAAAGGGGCUAACAACAUCCAUUUCUAGUGGAAAAAAAUGAGGCAAUGCUUAGUAGCCCAAGGAGAGAAAAGGGGGAAUCUGAUGUAUGUAUACAUUUCCUCUUAUGCCCCCUUAACCCACUACAUAAUUUUUCACAAAUAUAUAUACUGGAGAGGGAAAGCCUUCUCUCCAGGAAACUACACACACCCAGUGGAAAAAAUCCCCCAACAAGUAAAAAACCCCAAACAAAAAAGAAACAAAAAAAAAAAGAUUGAGGCAUAAGUCUGUGGAGAUGUUUUCACCACAGUCACUGCACUUUUAUUCCAUUUGUUUCAUUCCAUUUCCUACAGUGGGAGUGUAAUCAUAUUCUGUGUGAGAAAUAAUUCUUCAUCCAGUUGUCCUAAAAUGUUGCUCACAUGAAGAUUUAAAGCUGGUGAGUGAGGAGGGUGUGGAGCAGAAUGGUUGGAUUGGAGAGAAAAGCUAGUUGAAACCAAAAGCUACAGAACAGGAGAGUUUAAGCAAAGUGCUACCUAAAGUUGUAGGGAAUAGGCAUGCACCCACAAUAUUGGUACACCCAGCCAAACAGUAUAUACACAUACAUCAUGUAUGCACAUGACUCACAGCAUAUACUAUGUACACACUUCUGCUUUACUGUUGAUCAUGGACACCUUGAAUGAUGGUGCACAACUGUUCUGUGAGUUCCAAAUUGACCAGCAGCUCUGUCUGCUCCUUAAAGCUUCAAAUAUGCAGUAAUACUACAUGAAAUGAGUCUAUGGAUAGGCCAAAUUAAGGUCAGUGUUUCUUCUACUGGUAAACAGUUUUAUACAUCAGAACAGUCUUCUUUUACAUCUUUUUUUUUGCCAAAUCUUGUGGUUCAC
Calypte anna (Anna's hummingbird) is the source of this 2107-nucleotide messenger RNA. RefSeq names its product G protein subunit alpha z (gene GNAZ). Gene Ontology annotation, biological process: adenylate cyclase-modulating G protein-coupled receptor signaling pathway. The coding region runs from base 145 to 1212 and encodes 355 amino acids. Gene Ontology annotation, cellular component: heterotrimeric G-protein complex. The transcript is spliced from 2 exons. The record is from RefSeq and is a predicted model, not a curated record. NCBI's taxonomy places the organism in Eukaryota, Metazoa, Chordata, Aves, Apodiformes, Trochilidae. Gene Ontology annotation, molecular function: GTPase activity; G protein-coupled receptor binding; G-protein beta/gamma-subunit complex binding.